GGCUGCGGUGGGAGGGAGCCUGUCUGGCUUGGGUCUCUGCCUCCUGCUCUUUCUGGUGGACUUUGCCGCUGGAUGGGAGGACGGCUGUACGUGGUGUUGGGCUGUGGCUGUUCUCAAGGGCGUCCGCGACCUUCAGCCGCUGUGCCGCCUUUCUGGCUCCGGCCCGUGGCGAGGCAGCAUCUGUGAAAGGCAGGCCGAGGGCAGAGAGCUCUUCUGAAAAGGAAAGCGUGUGUUGCGCUGUCUGGGCUCCGAGCCGCCCUCGAAAGUUUCCCAGUGACUCUUCUUCAGGGUUUUGCUUCGUCUUGUGUAAAUAAAAGAUAAGGGUGCCAGGGGCUUCAGCAUCUCUGCCAAGCUUGGGAGGUAGUGUGCGAACCAGCAACCAUGGCUGGCCAUGACUCAGGAUCUCAACACCAGUUCACUGGAUUUCAGAAGUACUUCAAUUCCUACACCAUCACAGGCAGAAGGAAUUAUGUAAUAGCAACGUAUACAGGCAUUGCAAUGCUUGUCUUGUAUUUCAAGCUCAGACCUAAAAAGAAGACUCCUGCUGUGGCAGAUAAGUAAAUGGUUUCUGGCAUGUCUGAAGCACCAAUCAUUGUAAAGGAAGCUGAUGUCCUGUGAUGGCUAAUAAAAUAUAAACAAUUACUUGCUUUAUUGAAAAUAUGACACGGUGCAAAGAAGCAGAAGUGGGGUACUUUUUCCUAUUUCAAAAAUAAUUUGUAGUGAAGA
This is a messenger RNA of Phasianus colchicus (ring-necked pheasant), 726 nucleotides long. The record is from RefSeq and is a predicted model, not a curated record. NCBI's taxonomy places the organism in Eukaryota, Metazoa, Chordata, Aves, Galliformes, Phasianidae.